GCCCCGCGGCCCUGCGUGGUUCGGGGCGGGUGGAGACGGGACGCUUCUACCUUUCUCAGUCACUCCAGCCUCUGCCGGCUGCAGCUCAGCUUCCCAGUCUAAGAGCUCAAAGAGCUGCUCCGGGCGGGGAGGAAGGAGCCCUGGUGCAGGAGCGCGCGCCGAGCCGCCCGCCGCCGUCGAAGAGGGAGCGAGGCGAGGCCGUCGGGGUUCCUAGGAAGCCGGCGCUGUCAGCCCUCCAGCCGCCCGGGUCCCCAGUCGCAUCCACAGCACGCCUCGGGCCGGCUUCUCCGAGCAGACUUGGCGGGAUUCGCCAGCGGCAGGUGCGGGCAGCGAGCGCAGCUGUCUCUGCCCAGGGCUGCGCCGGGAGCCGCGGGAGCCCUGGCCUCGUGGUCCCCAUGCUCGUGUCGUGGCUAGCGGGCCUGGGGGCCGGGCUGCUCGGCCUGCACGUGGUGCAGAAGCUCCUCUUCCCUUACUUCUGGGACGACUUCUGGUUCCUGCUGAAGGUGGUGCGCUAUGGCGUUCGGAUGGAGGUGUACAAGCGGAGAGGGGAGCUGGUCACUGUGCUGGACAAGUUCCUGAGCCAGGCCGCCAGGCAGCCCCACAAACCCUUCAUCAUCUACGAGGGAGACGUGCACACCUACUGCGACGUGGACCGGAGGAGUAACCGGGUGGCCCGCGUCUUCCUGAGCCAGGCCUCGCUCAAGCCCGGCGACACGGUGGCGCUGCUGAUGACCAACGAGCCCGACUUCGUGCACGUGUGGUUCGGCCUGGCCAAGCUGGGCUGCGUGGUGGCCUUCCUCAACUCCAACAUCCGCGCGCACUGCCUGCUGCACUGCCUCCGCACCUGCGAGCCCACCGCCCUCGUGGUGGGCGCAGAUUUGCUUGGAACUCUAGAAGAAAUUCUUCCAAGUCUCCCCAAAGACAUCAGCAUUUGGGGGAUGAAAGACUCCGUUCCACAAGGCGUGAUUUCACUCCAAGAAAAGCUCAGCACGUCGUCGGAUGAGCCCGUGCCACGCAGCUACCACGUUGCCACAAGUCUCAAGUCCACUUGUCUUUAUAUCUUUACUUCUGGAACCACAGGUCUGCCAAAAGCAGCUGUGAUCAGUCAGCUGCAGACUCUCAAGGGCUCCGCUGGACUGUGGGCUUUCGGUUGCACUGCAGAUGACAUUGUUUACAUAACCCUUCCUCUGUACCACAGCUCGGGCUCUCUCCUGGGAAUUGGUGGAUGUGUUGAGCUGGGUGCCACUUGUGUGUUGAAGAAGAAAUUCUCAGCAAGCCAGUUUUGGAAUGACUGCAAGAAGUACAAUGUGACGGUGUUUCAGUACAUCGGAGAACUUUGCCGCUACCUUUGCAGACAGCCUAAGAGAGAAGGAGAAAAGGAGCAUCGGGUUCGCUUGGCAGUUGGGAAUGGCAUACGGAGUGAUGUGUGGAGAGAAUUUUCAGACCGAUUUGGACAUAUUAAGAUGUGUGAGUUUUACGGGGCCACUGAAGGAAACAUUUGUUUCAUGAACCACACUGGGAAGAUUGGAUCUGUCGGGAGAACAAAUUUCUUUUACAAACUUUUCUUCCCGUUUGACUUGGUAAAGUAUGAUUUUCAGAAAGAUGAGCCCAUGAGAAAUGAGCAGGAGCGGUGUAGUCCUGUGAAAAAAGGAGAACCUGGACUUCUCAUUUCACGAGUGAACACCAAGAAUCCCUUCUUUGGUUACGCUGGGUCUUACAGGCACACAAAAAGCAAGUUGCUUUUUGAUGUUUUUAAGAAAGGAGAUGUUUACUUUAACACGGGGGACUUAAUGGUCCAGGACGAGGAGAAUUUCCUGUAUUUUUGGGACCGCACUGGAGACACUUUCAGAUGGAAAGGAGAAAACGUUGCAACCACAGAGGUCGCUGAUGUCAUUGGAAUGCUGGAUUUCAUCCAGGAAACGAACGUCUAUGGUGUGGCUGUGUCAGGCUAUGAAGGAAAAGCAGGAAUGGCUUCUAUUAUUUUAAAACCACAAAAGUCUCUAGACUUGGAAAAAGUUUAUGAGCAAGUUGUCACAUCUCUACCAGCUUAUGCGUGCCCACGCUUUUUAAGAAUUCAGGAAAAAAUGGAAACAACAGGGACAUUCAAACUACAGAAGUUUCAGCUGGUGGAAGAAGGAUUUAAUCCACUGAAAAUUUCUGAUCCACUUUACUUUAUGGAUAACUUGAAAAAAUCUUAUGUUCCAUUGACCAAAGAACUUUAUGAUCAAGUAAUGUUAGGAGAAAUAAAACUUUAAGAAUUUGUGUAUUUGAGAUCAUGUGCUUUCGUUGGCAGAGUGAGAGGAUAGCACAGAUGCUCCCCAAAUUUUGAUGGGGUUGCAUUCUUGUAAACCAAAUGUAGUAAGUUGAAACUCCAUUGAAUACACCUAACCUUCCACACAUGACUGCAGAGCAACGCAGCUCACUUCUGCCGAAUCAGUUCUCCUCGUGGUUGCUGGGCUGACUGGGUGCUGCGAUGCCCUGCUGUCUUCCAGCAUCCAAAGAGAGUAUCACAAGGCAUUACCAAGGCCCAGGAAAAGACCCACACUGAAAAUUCAAUGAAAUUUCUACUGAGUUUCUAUUGAAAGUAAAGUUGAAAUCAUUAAGUCCAACUGUCGUAAGUAUGUAUGUGAUUACGGUAUGUAUGUGAUUCUUUACUAUUAAACUGGGAAAGGGACUAAACAUUAAUUAUGUGUUAUGUUUCCUUAAUAUA
Molecule: messenger RNA, 2710 nt
Organism: Lepus europaeus (European hare)
Lineage: Eukaryota; Metazoa; Chordata; Mammalia; Lagomorpha; Leporidae
Gene: SLC27A6
Product: solute carrier family 27 member 6
Exons: 10
Coding region: 396-2255 (619 amino acids)
Molecular function (GO): long-chain fatty acid transmembrane transporter activity; long-chain fatty acid-CoA ligase activity
Source: RefSeq, a predicted model, not a curated record